AGAUAAGUCACCAUUGGAUAUUAACCUUCACUAUAUUAAAUAAGAAAAUGAAAGUUUGUAAUGUUACUAGUUUUUUCUCAUUCAAACGGAUUAUAUCGUUAGCAAUUGCCCUAACAAAAUGAAAGGUGUCUUUCCCCACCAGUGGAAAAGUAUCUCUGGCCUUGAUGAAAAAGAGCAAAGGCUACUAAGUUGUAAACAUAAAGACGUCAUCUGCAUAUUGAAGGUACAUAGAGGACGACGGACUACUUUACUCGUCCUGGACAUUUGGAGAGAUUUACAUUUAUAAUUAUACGAUAUGUGAAUGAUUAUAUUGUGUCAAUAAUAGCGAAAUUAAACGGAUUCAAUAUAUAUACUCCAGUCUGUAAAAUAGUUACGAGGUUAUAAAAACAAAACAGACUGUAAGUCCUAAAAGCAGUUAUAAAAAUUUAUCUUAAAGUUAAAAUUUAUGUGUAGAAAUCGAGUUGAAUCAUUAAAAAUCAAUUUCGAUACCUUUCGACGAAAUCGAGGCUUUGAUGCAUAUUCGUGGUACGAGAAACACUUAUGUCAUCUUCGCAGACGACAUCAAAUCAGCAGGCGUCAUCAAAUAAGCAGACGUCGUCAAAUCAUUCUACUUUUGUUGCUCAACAAACCACACAUGAUCACCAGACCCAAUCUGAGAACGAGCUUUCACAUGAAGAGCAGACGACACCAAAUGGAGAGACGCUACCAGAGCAGCAGACGUCAUCUGAGCAGCACGCGACAUUUGAGCAGCACGCGACAUUUGUGCAGCAGUCAUCUGUGCAGCAGACGUUAUCCGAGCAACACAUCACAUCUGAACAGCAGACAUCAUGUGUGCAGCAGACUUCAUCUGAGCAACAGACCACAACACUUUCGUCAAACACAACAUAUAGUUUUGAACCUAUGAUGACAGUUAUUAACAAAAUAGCAGACGGACAACGAGUUCCGCCACAGACUACUAUGAAAUAUGAAAUGUUAAGGUUUUGCACCCUUCGAUCUUUCCCAAAGGGGAACAAACCUUAUAUUACCAGAUUGGCUGGUGCAGGAUUUUAUUACGCAAACGAAGGAGAUGAAGUCGUCUGCUAUUGUUGCGCGCGCCGUAGGAGAAAUUGGACAGAAUUCGAAAAUCCUAUCGAAGUACAUAGAGAAUUAAAUCCAAACUGCAGUUUCCUCACUCGUAAUUCUGAAGUAAAUGUCUCAGUAAGACAAAGUAUUGAAAGUUCUUCAGCAGAAUCUCACUCAAACCUGUCAACAAUUAAAAGAGGCCAGUCUAACUCUAAUUUUCGUAAUGAAUUAACGGAAGUGAAUGUGUCGUCUGCAGUUGAGACUGGUUCACAAAUUCAAACGAAUGAAAACUCGGAACAUUCAUCUUUUGCAAGCAAUGCGAUUUCAUCAAGAGGAGGGAAUCAGUCUAUUUCACUACUUCCUAUUGAUGUACCGCAAACUACUACCGAGAACCAGUCUUCAAAUAAUUCUACAGGAAGCGUAUCUUCGUCUGUGGCCCCAAAACACCCCAAUUAUAUCAGCCAAUCAGCACGGUUGUCGAGCUACAGCGAUUGUGGGGACAUCGUCAUAGCACCAGACCGCCUGGCACAGGCCGGCUUCUUCUACUCCGGUUUUGGAGAUUGUGUCAGGUGUUUCCAAUGUGGAGUCGGAUUACGUCAUUGGUCGGAGGAAGAUGAUCCAUGGAUAGAACAUAGCAGAUGGUCAAAUGAAUGUUCAUACGUACGGCAAAUUAGAGGAAGAGAGUUCGUGAAUAUCGUGCAAAUGGCUGUACAGUAUUCACAAAACCAAACCGGAAAUGAAUCAAUUUCAACACAAGGAACUGAAGGCAU
Molecule: messenger RNA, 1832 nt
Organism: Ruditapes philippinarum (Manila clam)
Lineage: Eukaryota; Metazoa; Mollusca; Bivalvia; Venerida; Veneridae
Product: baculoviral IAP repeat-containing protein 3-like
Cellular component (GO): cytoplasm; nucleus
Source: RefSeq, a predicted model, not a curated record